AUGCUUCAAAACCCCAACUUGUCUGUCCUGAACAGACACCCCGAUGUUCUCACAGGGCCGGAAUACUUACACCACCUGGUACCCCGGUCAUCCGCCACGGAUCAGCCCGCCAUCGACUUCCUGGAAAACGGAGUCAAGAGGCGCAAGCUUACCUAUGGAGAAUUGCACACGGCCAGCGAUGGACUUGCGGACAGAAUCGGGGCACUUUUGGCGAGGCUGAAAAAUGCUUCCAAUGUGGUCCCAGUCCUACUACCACAGUCUCCAGAGUUAUACAUCGCCUUGCUGGCCAUAUUGAAGAGUGGACGAGCCUUCUGUCCGAUAGGUCUCGACUUGCCACCAGAAAGAGUGGCCUUCAUCCUCAAGGACAUCUCAGCUGACAUCUUGGUUACGAAUACGACACUCAAGGAAAAUCUUCCAUCCUCUUCCAACACGCGAGCGUUGCUCGUUGAUAGCGAUGAUCAUGAGUACUCUAAUGGUACCGUAAGCUCAGAGACACAACACCAGCGGCAAUCGCGGUUGGCAUACGUGCUCUACACAUCAGGAUCAACAGGACUUCCUAAGGCUGUCAGUGUGUCCCAUCGAGCUGUCACUCAGAGCCUUCUGGCCCAUGAUCGGCACCUCCCUCCCUUCACUCGAUUCCUGCAGUUCGCGGCACCUACAUUCGACGUGUCGAUAUUCGAGAUAUUCUUUCCUUUCUAUCGAGGAGUCACAAUUGUUGGGUGCACACGGACACAUAUGCUCAAUGAUUUGCCUGCCACCAUUUCCUCGUUGCGCGCAGAUGCCGCCGAGCUCACGCCAACAGUAGUCAGCAACUUACUUCGAGGCCGACAGAGUGUGCCGGGCCUUAAGUUGUUGCUCACGAUCGGCGAAAUGUUGACCAGAGAUAUCGUCAAUGAAUAUGGUGGAACCGAAAAGCGACCCAGUAUCCUCUGGGGCAUGUACGGACCGACCGAAGCUGCGAUUCACUGCACUUUGCAACCUAGCUUCUCCUGUGAUUCGCCUUUGGGGAAUAUUGGAUUCCCACUCGACACUGUCACAGCUAUCAUUGCGGCUCCCGCUCCCCUGGGUGAACCGAUACAAGGCGUCAAGAUCAUGCCAAGGGGCGAGGUUGGCGAAUUGGUCAUCGGAGGGCCUCAAGUUGCCGAUGAAUACCUUAAUAGACCAGAACUAACGUCAGCUUCGUUUAUACAAGAUGCAGAACUCGGCUGUCUCUACCGUACAGGAGACAAGGCGCGAUUGUGCUUUGAUGGUACGCUCGAGUGCUUAGGACGCAUAACUUCUGGACAGGUGAAACUAAGGGGACAAAGAGUGGAACUCAGCGAGAUUGAGCAGACCAUCAUCAAAGUAGACAAUUGCUAUAGUGCAGUUGUGAUGGUAAUCGCCGAUACGUUAGUUGCGUUCUGUGCCACGGACUCAUCUAAGUUGUCAAGCGCCAUCAUCCAAGAAACCUGCAGACAGUGGCUGCCAGGCUAUAUGGUACCCUUUGACAUUAUCCUCGUCGACCGCAUGCCUCAGCUUCCUUCGGGAAAAGUCGAUAGGAAAGCCCUGGAGGCCACCUACUUAGGAAAUGAGUCUAGUUCAAGCUCUUCGGUCCUACAGUGUAACAGUGUGUCAUCUGAUCCUCUUACUUCGGUUUUCGAAAGAGUGCUUGGACGAGCGAUUGCAGACGAUGAGGACCUUGGCAACGUCGGACUAGACUCACUGCGAUCGAUCCGCAUUUCGUCUGCGCUACGCAGACAGGGGCUCGACGUUGGAUCUGUAGACAUACUCACCACAAGAAAUCUCCACGAGCUCAAACGACUCUGCAAAGGAAGAAAGAUGCGGAACUGCAGUCCUCCGGAACAUGUCACUGUCGACCCAAGUCGCUUGUCAAAUAUUGCGGAGCUGCAACAUUACAGAAAUGACAUAAACGACGUAUUACCAUGCACACCUUUGCAGGAAGCAAUGCUGACGGAGACCACUAUCGAACCCAGUGCGUACUGUAACUGGAUAGAGGUCGAAUUGUCGGAGCAUCUCUCAUUCUCACGAAUACGUGAGCUGCUUGAAACCCUUGUGCAACACAACGAGAUCCUUCGCACUGGAUUCUGCAUGACCAGUACGACAUCUACAUCCUUCGUACAGCUUGUGUGGAAGAAGUUGCUGCCAUCUACGCUGGCCAAUGUCUCAACUUUCUCAAGAUCGUACUCUCUAGGGUCGGUCCAAUCUCUUUUACAUCCAUUCACUGUUCAAAUAAUCACGGCAACAGAGAGGCCGCGCCUUCUGUUCCAAAUACAUCACGCACUGUACGAUGGCUGGUCUUUCGAUCUUCUCCUACGCGACUUGAACGAACUGCUGGCAGGACGUUCGAGCAUUACUCGACCGCAGUUCCGUGAGGUGGUCCAAUACUAUUCACAAUUGUCUAGCUCAGGUGGUCUGGACAAAAGUGUGGACUAUUGGGCAAGUGUUCUUCGCGAAUACCGUCCAACACCGCUACCGAAUUUUAAUGGCAGAACGCUUCCCUCUACAGGGCUUUUAUCUCUGCAUGGAGAGUAUGCCGUCGAUAUGAAGUAUCUCUCCACCGCGGCGAAAGAGCACACAAUCCACCCUCAGGUUUUUUAUCAAGCCGCCAUCAGUCUUGUCUUGAGCCAGUAUUUGGGAACCUCUGACAUCGUUCUUGGCAUUGUCACAUCCGGCAGGACUAUUCCUGUCACCCAAGUUGAGGAGAUAAUGGGCCCUUGCAUUGCCACUCUCCCUUUCCGCGCGGACCUGUCCUGCCCUGAAGUUUGCGUUUUGCUACAAAGGACGCAACAAGCCAAUCGGGAGAUGUUAGAACACUGCACUCUACCUAUGCGCGAGAUUAUCAAACUGUGCCAGCUUCGUUCGGGAGAGCGUUUGUUCGACGUCCUCUUCGUAUGGCAAGAGUCCCUUGUCUCAGCCGAGGAUCAAAAGCUUGCUCUGCGCACAGUGAAUAGCAAGGACAACCUGGAGUUCAAGAUCACGUUCGAAAUCGAACCUCGCGAUGAGAAUGUCGCCUAUCGAAUAACCUACAAUCCUUCGACAGUCCCAAAGAAACAGGUUGAACAUUUCGCAAGACAGGUCGAGCAGACUGUUCAGUACUUCCUUUCUAGUCGUGGCACCCAGUUAGAAGGCGCAAACAGACUCCUAGAUGAGGACGCAUUGUCAAUUGCAAAUCCCAAACCGGAGUUAGAGCCCAUUCGACACGGUCCAGCCCACUGUGUGGAGGAGCGGGCCGUCAAGACACCAUGUAAAGACGCGGUAAUUCUUGGAUCUAUCGUCGAUGGCAGCAUGGAAAUCAAAGAAAGGCUAUCGUACGCUUCGCUGAACGCACGUGCAAAUCAGCUUGCGCACGCUCUGAUGGCACUCGGCGCUGGAAAGGACCAAUUGGUAUGCGUUAUGCUGGAAAAGUCUAUCGAUCUUUACGUUUCCAUCCUGGCCAUCCUCAAAACUGGAUGCGGUUUCCUGCCGAUCGUGCCAGACACUCCAGCAGAGCGAGUCAAUCGCAUAAUAGCCGACGCAGGGGUUACGAUUUGCAUAAGCAGACUCCAAUUCACAAAGCACAUUCAGCGGGAUGAUCUUGUGGUGUUAGAUACUGCUGAGCCGGAUCUUGCAAAAUAUUCGGAUCACAAUCUCACCACUUCGUACAAUGGCGCACAUCUGGCUUACGCAGUAUUUACUUCAGGAAGUACCGGCAAGCCCAAGGGCGUCCUUGUAACCCAGGACAACCUCAUGCACAAUCUGGACUAUCUCGCCACUAUCUACCCAUACACCGAGAACUCAAGACUGCUACAAUCUUGCUCCCAAGCUUUCGAUGUCUCGGUUUUCGAAAUCUUCUUUUCUUGGUAUAUUGGCAUAUGUUUGUGCACAGCCACCAAAGACGAUCUCUUCUACGAUCUCGAAGCUGCUAUCGACAGCUUGGAUAUCACUCAUUUGAGCCUGACACCCACGGUAGCGGCCUUGGUCGACCCGGACAAGGUCCCCAAAGUGAAAUUCUUGGUGACAGCUGGCGAGGCGGUCACAGAGGGUGUCAAGCGCAAAUGGGCUGGCAAAGGGCUAUACCAAGGUAUUCAUAACAAAUUACUUACCAGUGCUCGGUAUGGACCUUCGGAAACAACCAACAUCUGCACUGUAAAACCUCGUGUAACCGAGACCGAUCUGAUCAACAAUAUUGGGCCAGUGUUCCCGAACACCUCCCUUGUGAUACUGGAGCCCGGCAGCAACCAUAUAGUUCCCCGAGGUGCAAUCGGUGAACUGUGCUUUGGGGGAGCCCAAGUCUUUCGUGGUUAUCUCAACAGACCGGAUCUAGACGCCGAAAAGAUCCUAGAGCAUCCGACAUAUGGACGAAUCUAUAGAUCUGGCGAUAUGGGCCGGCUGCUACCGGAUGGUUCGAUUUUGUCCACUGGGCGCCUGGAUGACCAGGUGAAGAUUCGCGGGCAAAGGGUCGAACUUGGGGAGAUUACUUCCCUCGUGCUUGAUCAAUCUUUCGUCCAGGACUGCACGACUGUCUUGGUUGAAAAAGGCACUGCACAACCAAAUGGUCAUCACGAAGGGAAAUCAAGUCAAAAGCUCGUCGUUUUCUGGGUGCCAGAAGGUAGGACGCCUGCAGAAUUCUGUUCUCUUGCUCCGCAGAGAUACCGCACACAAACAUUGGAAACAUUUGAGUCACUGUCUCUGCAACUUCCAGCGUACAUGAUGCCGACGCACAUUGUACCUAUCAGCCGCAUUCCUGUGACGCCUCAAGCAAAGAUCGACAAGAGGUUGUUGCACAGUACUUUCCAGGUGCUUCGAAACGAACAUCUGGAAUCUACAUCGUUAGGCUCUAGAUCAGAACGAGACAGCCAGACGCUUACUGUAGCCGAGAUGACCAUAGCAGAGGCACUGUCACAGACCUUGACCCUACCACCAGCUGUCAUUAAGCGAACUUCAUCAUUUUUCAACCUCGGCCUGGAUUCGGUAUCUGCAAUCCGCUUGGCUAAAAAGCUUCGAGAUGCGGGCUUCGAACAUCUUCCUGUAUCGGUCAUUCUCAAAAAUCCAACCAUGGAGCGACUGUCUACGAUGCUUUCGGAGAAUUCUACACUAGAAUCCGUUAGUCAAGUCACAACAUUGGGACAAAAUUUGACCAAUGUCUUCAACUCCACCCAACUAUCUCGUAUACGCGCUGAACUUGCUACGAACGGCGAAGUCAUAGAUAGAAUCUUGCCUUGCACACCACUACAGGAGGCCAUGUUAUCGAUCGGAUCAUCGAACGGCCAUGGGGAUGGAGAUGCCUCCUACUACAAUGUGAUGGUUUUUGCUAUCAAUGACUCUCUUGAGCGCUUGAAGAAGUGCUGGGAGCGUAUGAUUCAUCGGCACGACAUCCUACGGACCACAUUCGUGUCAACCGACAAUGUGCAACAUGCGUUUGCCCAGGUCAUUAUGAAGGAUGAUACCGUAAUCUGGGACGAGAUAGACCAGAGUAGAGAUGUGAGAGUGUAUGCAAGAAACGUGCUCCCUGACUUACUUCGUUCACACAAGCCUCCUGUGCGUCUGGCGAUCCAGGGCCAUGGGACUUCGGCGAAGAUCGUCUUCUGCUGUCAUCAUGCGUUGUACGACGGUGUGGCUAUGACGACCCUUCUUGAAGAAGUACAGAGUGUGUACUUGGAAAGGGAACUGUCAGCUCCUAUACGCUACGAAUCUUACUUGCGACACAUGGUAGCCUCCGACCUCGGAAAGGUUCAUCGAUUUUGGACAGAAGCACUGGCGAACUUCGAGCCGACGUACUUUCCGAACCUCUCUGGUAGGGUAUUACAAACUUCACGGACGACAGGCACGGUCCGUAAGCACAUACAGAUGCCACUCAGCGAAUUUUCGCAACACUGUCGAAAGACCUCCACUUCGCUUUUGUCUCUAGUACAGGCGGCAUGGGUGAAGCUUUUACAUUUCGUUCUGGCAGAUACGGACCUGUGCUUCGGGAAUGUGGUCAGCGGUCGCACCCUGCCGGAAGAUGGGCUCGACCGCCUGGUUGCACCAUGCUUCAACACGCUCCCUAUACGCUUGAAUUUCGACUUCAACCAAUCAAAUACUGAACUCUGCAAGAAGCUACAUGCCUUCAGCGUGGAGGCGCUACCUUUUCAGUUGACCCCUCUACGAUGGAUCCAGUCCAAAAUACGACAAAAAGAAGGACGCUUGUUUGAUACGCUCGUUAUCCUCCAACAGCCGAGCAAGCCACUCGACAGCUCGAUUUGGAGCCUAGAACUGGAAGAUGGAGAUAUGGGCCUGCCGAUUGUUUGCGAAGUGUCUCAAGACAGUAGUACGGACACGUUGACACUCAAUCUGCACUACCAAUUCGACCUGUGUCGACGAGACGAUGCGGAAACACUUGCGGCGAUCUUCAGCCAUGGACUCCAGUCUCUUGUUCACUAUCCAGAUGUUGCAGCGGAAGAUACAAUCGGACUUCCGGGCCGUUUGUUGAGUCAGUCCAAUAUCAACUUUCGACCAUUUGAAACAUCAAAUGGUGGACUCUUACACUCUGCAUUUGAGCGGAAUGCCGUAGAGAGACCUGAUGCGAUCGCCCUUGACUUCCACGACCCCAGCGGAGCAGCAAUGACUCUCACCUUUCGUGCUCUUAAUGAAAAGGCGAAUCAGAUUGCGCAUGCUUUGGUCGACCUCGGCAUAAAGCCCGAGGAUGUCGUGCCUAUACAUAUGCCAAAGAGUCCAGACUUUUACAUCAGCAUACUCGGAGUCCUCAAAGCCGGCGCAGCAUUUUCACCAAUUCACCCAGAUUUACCGGAAGAGAGGAAGCAGUUCAUGGUUCUCGAACUAGCACCGAAAGUCAUACUGUCGCGUGAGAGUGCUAUUUACUGGCUUCGAAGCAGUAACACUGUCGUGGUCGACAUGAGGAGGAAUGGAAAUUUUCCCAUUGAAAAUCUCUAUGUUGAAGAUCUUCGCCCUACGAACAUUGCGUAUUGCCUCUAUACUUCGGGCUCUACGGGUCUACCAAAAGCUGUCAGCAUGGAGCACAGCUCACCCAUUCAGACAAUUGAAAGUUCCCGAUCAUUAAUACCUUGGAGCCACAGUUCAAGGCUUCUACAAUACGCUGCCGUCACGUUCGACAUGUGCUACUAUGACUGCUUCCUUGCAUGGACUUUCGGCUUCAGUCUAUGUGCUGCCGACCAAGACACCAUGCUCAACAAUCUUGCAGGUUCAAUCAAUGACCUGAGCGUAGACUUGCUUGACCUUACGCCUUCUGUGGCGACUUCGCUCAGACGAACAGAAGUCCCUAACGUCAAAUGGCUCUACUGUAUCGGCGAAGCGAUGACACCUGAAGUGGCCAACGAAUGGGGCAGAGCGUGUGUCAACUCCUACGGGCCUACAGAAGCUGCGUUCUGCACUACAAUCUUUACCACCACACCCGAAAGAAAAACUUCAGUCAUUGGACGUCCAUUCCCAACCACUUCUUUUGCAUUGUUUACGCCUCGAGGAGACCGACCAUUGCCUAUAUUUGGCAUUGGCGAAUUGUACAUUGGCGGCGCCCAACUCGCACGAGGCUACCAUGGCCAAUCGCAACUUACCGAGGAGAAAUUCGUUUACAAGUGCGGACGGAGAUUCUAUAAAAGCGGAGAUAUGGUGCGAAUGCUUGGCGACGGCAACUUCGAGUUCCUUGGACGCACUGAUGACCAGGUCAAGAUCAGGGGGCUGCGGGUUGAGCUUGGUGAGAUCAAUAAGACCCUCAAGGACAGUGACGAGGCGAUAGCAGCGGUCACGGCGCAAAUAUUAAAGAAAGAGGAUAGAUCAAAGGACCAGCUUGUUGCGUUCUUUGUGCCUCAGCGAACAGUCGACGAGAGCGAGCAAUCGAGGUUACGCCUUGCCGCGAAACAAAAGGCGAUAGAUACUCUACCAUCCUAUAUGGUACCGCAAUUCUUUCUCUUUAUCGAGAAGAUACCGAAAUCUAUGGCAGGCAAGAUCGACAAGAAGGCUUUGACGAGUAUCUUCCGGGAAUCGAUCGAAUUAGAUGCAGAACCGGAUGAAGCUGAGCAGAUUGCUUCAAGCUACAGAUGGAACGAGCGGCAAGAAUGUAUCCGCGACAUCUUCUCGAAGCUUUCUGGUACUCCGCAUGAAGACAUCAGACCAUGGACAUCUAUCUACCAACUUGGUCUCGACAGCAUCAGUGCUGUCCAGAUCGCAGCUGCACUGCGCAACCAAGGCUUGCAGGCGAAUGCGACAGAUGUUCUAAAGUACAUGAACUGCAAGGAUCUCGCUACACAUCUUGAGCGCUCGUCAAAGCUUGAACCCGCGAAAUUGGUGCAGUUUGACUUUGACGCUUUUGAGCGGAAGCAUAGGAAAGAGAUCGCGAGAACGUGCUGCAUUGCGGACGAGCAGAUCGAAGCCAUACGACCAUGCACGCCUAUGCAGAACGGCAUGCUUUCACAGUUUGUUGCCAAAGAGGGCGAGAUCUAUUUCAAUUACCUUCGCCUAAAAUUGGACGACAACAUAGACUUGCAGCAGUUGAGCGAUGCAUGGUUGAUGACUGUUGAGAAGCACCGUAUGCUACGUACAGGUUUUGCACACGUCAAAGAUAGAAUUGCAUCGUUCGCCAUGAUCCACUACGUACCUGAUCCCGCGUCGUUUCGAGGUUUUACUCGCGCGGAGGCUCCUCGAACAGCUGAACAGUGGCUGCAUGAAUCUGAACAAGAAGCGGUCAAAAGCCUUCAUCAUCCACCUUGGCGCGUGCGGGUAAACAACGUGGACGGUGUCAAUUACCUGGAUCUGGCCCUUUUGCAUGCUAUAUUCGAUGCUCAAAGCUUGCAGCUCGUUUUCGGCGAUGUCGUAGCUGCGUAUCACAACAAGGUAGUCACUGCAGCAUCAUUCGAGCCAGUCAUCGAGAACAUCUUGCAUCUGAGCGGUAGCGAGAACUCUUCGUCCAAUGAGUUCUGGAAGCAGCUCGGAAAAGUCGCGACUCCGACGCGAUUUCCUAACCUGUCCCCGCUACGGCACGAUCCAGGCCCACCCGUCGUGCUCGUCAAGAAAUCCAAACGAACGCUGGAAGAGCUAGAGAGGGGAUGCAAGGCAUCCAACAUCACCCUGCAAGCUGCGGGUCUCGCUAGCUGGGCAAUGCUGUUGUCCGCCUACGUUGGCGAGCCCUCCGUCACCUUCGGUGUCAUUUUAUCUGGUCGAACUACCGAAGGUGCAGAAGCCGCCGUCUUUCCUUGCAUCACCACUAUACCUUUCGCCUGUCAAGUCCCUGAUGACCACGCGAAGAUGCUAAAAAGCGUUUUGUCGUUGAGUGCUGAGAUCCAACGACAUCAAUUCACACCACUCAACAAGAUCCAGAAGUUGAUGGGCUAUCCGAACGAACCGCUCUUUGACUCUAUCUUCGCGUUUCAGAAACUUGCCAGCGGCAGUACCCCAUCCGAAUUGUGGGUUGUCGUGGAAGAGAAAGCAUUAAUCGAGUACCCGUUGUCGAUCGAGCUUGAGCCUAGGAACGGGCAAUUAGAGAUUCGGCUGACGUUCCUUCCUCACGUUGUUCCGAAGGAACAAGGCUCUAUUAUUCUAGAUCAACUAGAUUACCUCAUUGAGAGGAACGUCUUUCCUGGAGCGGAAUCUCAAACGCCCAACUUCCAUCCGAACAUCUUUUCAAUCACACCUGCGGACACCCCAACUAUCCCAUCCGAAGCCAGCCUGCUCCAUGAUUUCGUGGAGCUGACCGCAGCCAAGUUUCCAACCCGCGUUGCUUUCGAAUUCGCAACAUCGUUGCGCCAGGGCGCUUAUGAGAGCCGAAAAUGGACCUAUGCACAACUCGAUGGCGAGGGUAACCGGAUCGCCAACGUUCUUGUCUCACAUGGAGUACGACCUGGUGAACUAGUCGGUGUGUGUUUCGAAAAAUGUCCUGAGGCGUCGAUCGCCCUCUUGGGAAUUUUGAAAGCUGGCUGUGCAUUCCUCGCACUUGAUCCCGGAGCGCCUACUGCUCGUAAAACGUUCAUUCUCAAGGACUCUGGGGCACCUAUGGUACUUUCAUUGAACGCUCAAUCGGCUAGUUUCAAGGAGUAUAUCGAAGCAACGAUCCUCAACCUCGAUGAGAUCGAUUGGCGUUCCGCAUCGGUAAAGAAGCCAGGCCUCGAGCGGACUAUCGACCCACAAGACCGCAGCUACUGCCUGUAUACUUCCGGUACGACUGGUACACCAAAAGGAUGUGAACUUACUCAUGAGAAUGCUGUGCAGGCGAUGCUUGCAUUUCGACGGCUAUUCCGCGGCCAUUGGGACGACGACUCUCGUUGGCUCCAGUUCGCUUCCUUUCACUUUGACGUGUCCGUACUCGAGCAGUACUGGAGCUGGUCGGUCGGUAUGUGUGUUGUCUCUGCCCCAAGGGAUCUUAUAUUCGAAGACCUUGCUGCAUCUAUUAGGGCCCUUCAGGUCACACAUAUCGAUCUCACACCCAGCCUCGCGCGGAUCCUACACCCUGAUGAUGUACCAACGCUGUGCAAGGGUGUGUUCAUCACAGGAGGCGAAAGCCUCAAACAAGAGAUCCUCGAUGUCUGGGGCCCGAAGAGCGUCGUCUACAACGGCUACGGGCCGACCGAGGCUACCAUCGGUGUUACUAUGUAUCCUCGCGUUCCUGCCAAUGGUAAACCGUCCAACAUUGGUCCCCAAUUCGACAACGUGGGAUCUUACGUAUUGCGUCCGGACUCCGAUUUACCUGUUUUAAGAGGCGGAGUCGGCGAGUUGUGCGUGUCGGGCAAGUUGGUCGGAAAGGGCUACUUAAAUCGACCAGACCUGAGUGGAGAACGAUUUGCCCACCUCAAGCGUUUCGAUGAGAGAGUGUAUCGCACCGGUGAUCUAGUCAGGAUUCUGCACGAUGGCACAUUCGACUUCAUAGGACGCGCAGACAGCCAGGUCAAGCUGCGUGGCCAGCGGCUCGAAAUUGACGAAAUCAACUCCGUCAUCAAGCAAUGCGGUAUUACGGUCGCAGACGUGGCCACCCUUGUCUUGAAGCAUCCGAAACAACAAAAGGAGCAGCUAGUGGCCUUCGCUGUGAUGGGCUUUGGGACGCGCGGCGACACGAAGGUUUUACUGGAGGCGACUGGCGAUCUAUGGAGAGCGAAAGAAGCAUGCCAGGAGAAGUUGCCGCCGUAUAUGGUGCCCACACAUUUCGUCCCUCUUACCACUAUGCCAUUGUCCGCCAACAACAAGGUUGAAGCGGGGAAGCUCAAGGAAAUGUAUGAGACAUUGUCUAUUAGUGACUUACAGCUUCUCUCGUCAGGUAUACAAACGAGGGAUGGGGAGUGGACGCCGCAGGAAGAGAGGGUCCGAGCUCUGCUUCAGGAAGCAUUGAACAUCACCGAUACCGAUAUUAGCAAAGAUGUAAGUUUCUUUGAGCUGGGUAUGGAUUCAAUCUCCGUGAUAGGUGUAUCAAGAUCGUUGAAGCAGGCUGGAUUCGCGAAAGCCACAGCAUCUAUCAUCUUGAAAAAUGCAACCAUUCGACAGCUGACAAAGACAUUGUCGGAAACGUCACUUAAAGCGGACCAUCGAGGAUCUGUCACUGCUGCACAGCAAGCGAUUACAGCAGUGCAGCACCGAUACAGACGAACUGUGGCCGAGACCUUGUUCAUGGACACCAGGAAUAUCGAGGCACUAGCUCCUUGCACGCCGUUGCAGCAGGGUAUGAUUGCGAGGUCCUUGGAGAGCGGGAAUGCUGUCUACUUCAAUAGCUUCCGAUUCGCAUUGAGCGAUGAUGUCGACGUGAAAAGGCUGCGGGAUGCCUGGGACCAUGUUUUUGCAUCAACAGAGAUCCUACGUACCGCCUUUGUGAACACUGACCAUGGGUUCUUGCAGGCAGUACUUCGAGAUACCGAGCUUCCUUUCUUUGAGGAUACUCUACACCAAGAUGAUGUACUUGAGGAUCACCUUGCGAAGAAGAAGGAGGAAUGGGUCCGCCGCCUAAGGGGGAGGGAAUUCAAGAGGCUAAUGGAGGUGCUUGUGGUGGGCGCUUCGACCGACAGACUCUUGGUAGUGCAUAUAUUCCAUGCACUCUACGAUGGCAACAGUAUCGGGCUCGUCUUCCAAGCCGUAUGGGAUGCCUACAACGGCCGCAAGAUCCAAAUCGGCCCAGCAUUCCACUCUACUCUCGCCUACGGCCCGUUGCAACCCACAGUAGAUGCCAAACACUUCUGGAAGAAGCAACUUCAAGAUCGAAGCUUCCAACCGCUCCCGACCUCCAACGACAAAUCUGGCGACGGGCCGGUUGUAGUGACCCGAAAAGUCCAAAAUUUGCCAAACCUUGAGGUUACGAGACGAAAGCUCAAUGUCACUGCGCAAGCCAUUGCACAAGCUUGUUGGGUUAACGCUCUCCACCAACAUCUGAAGGCUACAGUGAACAUAGGUAUAGUAAUUUCUGGCCGCAAUAUCGACUUCGAAGGCGCAGAUAAAGUCAUCGGGCCUCUUUUCAACACCAUACCAUAUCAGUACCGCGCACAACAGCGCGAGACUUGGGCUUCACUGGUGACGCAAUCCCACGAAUUCAAUAUCGUCGCGCAAACACAUCAGCAUACACCUUUGAGAGACAUCAUGAAGUGGCUGGAGCGAGGGUCAAAUCAGCCGCUGUUCGAGACGUUGUUUGUUUACCAGGUCGCUGAAGAGGAUGAACGGUGGACCAAGAACGAGUUAUGGCAACUGCAAGAUAGUGGAGCUGAAGCAGACUACCCUCUUGCUUUCGAGGUUGAGCAGAGCCCAGGUGGAGUUCUGAUGUUAACUUUAGUCGCUCAAAGCCAUGUGGCGGACUUGGCUGCAGCGAACGAACUGCUUGAGGAAUACGAGGAAGCUCUGCGGAAGGCUGUUGAUGACCCAGACGCAGUGCUGGAGACAUUCGUUUCAAAAGGUGAAGACCGCGCAAACGGUGUGCUUGUCAGCUCUACGGUCGAGACAUUUGAUGGCACAAAAACCUUUAGAUGGAGUACCCAUGCCAGUAUGAUUCGUCAUGAAGUCGCCAAUCUAUCCGGGGUCGAAGCCGAAGAAGUCAAUGCGAACACCUCCAUAUUUGAACUUGGCCUUGAUAGCAUCGACGCUAUCAAAUUGUCUGCCAGGCUCAAGAAACACGGCAUCGAACUCCCUGUCAGCGGCAUCAUGCGCAGUCUCAACAUCGCCAAUAUGACACAGCGCAUGACCGUAGGCACAGAGAAGGAUAAUACACGACCCUCAGAUAUGAUCUAUCAAGCGAACAAGAAGCGUUUGGAGAGUUACCUUCGGCGUCGUGGAUUGACUGAAGGCGUGGAGCAAGUCUUGCCGCCCACACCAUUGCAAGGGGCCAUGGUGAUCGAGAUGGUCGCCUCCGAGUACACGAGGUAUUACAAUCAUGACGUGCUGAAAUUGAGACCAACCAUCGAUCUGGAGAAAUUGAAGGAAGCAUGGGCAGAAGUCGCUGCCGCAUCCCCCAUCUUACGCACUUCGUUUGUCCCAGUGGACGACCCGAGCAUCGACUUCUCUCAUGCACAAGUCAUUCACUAUCAUCUGCACGACUUUUGGGGGUCUACAGAUAUUGACCACGAACCCGACUUCCCAGCCCUUUUUAGCAAGAUCCGAGAGAAGGCAGUGACCGAACUUUCAUCUCAACCCCUCUUCCACGUCUCCCUUAUUAGAUCACCGCGACAAGCUUACUUGGUUCUCUCAAUCGCUCAUGCCUUAUACGAUGGAUGGUCGCUAAGCCUACUUCAUUCCGACGUACACGACGCGUAUGCCGAUAAACUCCACCCCCGACCAACGUACGAGCCUACAUUGCACGAGAUUCUAACAGCAACGGGAGCAGACGCUGUUGCGUUUUGGCGUGACUACCUUUCGAACGCCAAGACAGCCACUUUCCCUUACCAUACUGGCUCGUCUCUCCAGACGGUUCAUCGGAAACAGCAGGGUAGCUGCCUUCCGCUCGAAGUUGUCACUUCUUUCGCCAAGCAACACAACAUCACACUACAGACACUUGGUCAAGUGGUACAUGGAGUGAUUGUUGCAUCAUACACCAAAUCUCUCGAUGUCACCUUUGGUUCGGUACUGUCUGGUCGUGAUGACGAGUCGAAAGUCAAAGUCCUCUUCCCCACAAUGAAUACUGUGGCCAUACGGACCAUAUUUCACGGCACUUGGCUGACCAUGCUUCAGUACGUGCAAGAUAAUUUCUUAAGCAUCAAGCAGUGGCAGCACUUCCCGCUUCGCAAAGCUCUUUCUCUCGCUGGCGUGCACGGAGCUUUGCUGCAGAGCCUUUUCAUCUAUCAGAAGAGUAUGAGCGAAAAGACGGGAGAGUCAGAGAAGCUGUACAAGAGCAUCCAGGGUCGGAGUGAUGUCGAGUACCCCGUCUGUGUGGAGAUGGAAGUCGUUGAUAAAGGACUGGUCUGGCGAUGUGCGGUCAAAGAUGAAGUGUUCGAUAAGGCGGGCGCACAAGAACUGCUAGACAGACUUGAUGGUGUACUUCAAACCAUCAUUGCAACGCCGGACGCUCCGGUCAUCGAGUUCACCGCAAACGGAGCAUCACUUUGCGGUCUGCCAGCAUUUACGAACGAGCAAGCGGAUGAUAGCGCACGGUCUCAUCCUGUGGCGAAACAGCAAGGAGCUAAACACCCAGCAUCGCCUACCACCAAUAUCAUUCGAGACGUGUUGGCUUUCGUAUCUCAAACACAUGUUGAAGAGAUCACUGCAGGCAUGACUAUCUUCCAUAUGGGUCUCGACUCAAUCAGCGCUAUCAAAGUAUCCUCAUUGCUGCGCAAGCGUGGAAUCACACUUAGCGUAGGCGAGAUGUUGAGAGCUGGUACUGUGGAAGAAAUGGUGCGCAUCAUGGACAAGAGAGUACCGACGGUCGGAUAUGAAAACGGAAACAUCGAUAUCAUUCUGGAAGACAUACUUCCUGAGAUCGAGCGAGCAAGUCUUCUCGCAAGAGCAGGCAUCGAACAAGAAGAUGUUGAGCGCGUUUUACCUGCAACGGCUGGUCAAAUCUACAUGCUCUCUACAUGGGUCAAUUCAAACGGCGCGAUAUUUUAUCCAGAGUUCAGUUACCGCAUCCAUGGUGAGAUGUCUUUCGGGGACAUACAAACAGCGUGGAAGAAGAUGGUCGCGCAAAAUGCGAUUCUGCGCACAUUCUUUAUUACGACCAAGGACAGGCGGACGCUAUACACCCAAGCUAUGAUGCGCAACGCGGAGGCCAGCGUGCAGGACGUCAGCAAUACCACCCCUAAUGAGCUAUCGGAUCGGAAAGCGAAGGCGGCCUCGAAACAACCAUACGCGCAUCUGUUCGUGUCCAGGGCAGCACCAUCAAGCCCGUGGGACGUUCAGCUAAAGAUUCAUCAUGCGCUCUACGACGGUGUCAGCCUGCCACUUAUUGUCCAGCAACUUCAAGACCUCUGCAAUACUGUCGACAGUACGACUCCCACCGAUAUACUCCCUAUGAUCAUAGCGAAGACGUCAGAUGCCUCUUCGAUCGAACAGCGCAUGACUUUCUGGACGAAUUACCUCAAGGACGUCUCUCAGCACCAUCUGUGCCAGCCCAGCGCUCCACCCACCUCACGAAUCGAGAUCUUCAAACCCAACCUUCUCCCAAGCGUGACCGACCUCGAGUCGCAAGCUCACAAGCACGGCCUUACAACACAAUCGCUAUUCCUCGCCACAUACGCAAAGCUCUACGCCCGUGUGACAUCAACACCUGCAUCCGCCGAUGUUGUAGUAGGCCUCUACCUCGCCAACCGCUCUCUUCCCAUCGCCAAUUUGCACGAAGCACCUAGCCCCACAAUGAAUCUUGUCCCGCUGCGCGUCUCAGCACCUUUAGGGGCAGAUGUUUUCGACGUCGCGGCGCAGAUACAGUACGAUAUCCAGGAGAUCAGUGCACCAGCGAACGCGUCUGCGGGUCUGUGGGAGAUAGCAGAGUGGACGGGCGUAAAGGUGGAUACUUUCGUGAACUUUUUGAAGCUGCCUGGUGGUGGGGAGGAUGCUGAGGAGGCAGCCAUCAAGGUUACGCCUGCGGAACAGUGGACUGAAGGGUCGAGUAGGGUUGUGGAAAUUGGUGGUGGGGUUGUGGUGCCGCCGGAAGAGUUGGUGGAUAGGUGUAUGCAAGGGGCGUAUCUUCAUGCGGUCGACAUUGAAGCUACGAUCAGGAAUGGAGCGCUGGACGUGGGUGUAUUCGCUCCAGAGAAGAUGAUGAAUUUAAAGGCGGGUGAGAGACUGUUUGAGGAUAUCAGGAUCGAGCUGGAAGGCGCCGGCCAGAUGGGGAUUCAAGGUGUUCUUAACUGA
Molecule: messenger RNA, 16230 nt
Organism: Didymosphaeria variabile
Lineage: Eukaryota; Fungi; Ascomycota; Dothideomycetes; Pleosporales; Didymosphaeriaceae
Exons: 4
Coding region: 1-16230 (5409 amino acids)
Biological process (GO): secondary metabolite biosynthetic process; amino acid activation for nonribosomal peptide biosynthetic process
Cellular component (GO): cytoplasm
Molecular function (GO): phosphopantetheine binding; catalytic activity
Source: RefSeq, a predicted model, not a curated record